AUGUUUUUUGAAUCCCCUACUGCUCUCAAAACCUCGCAAAUUCAUGCACUUAAGCAACGUGUUCGGCACCGUAGCAGUGGAGACGGAAAGUCAAUGUAUUUUGGCAAAUACGUGUCGCAGGAAGGGUCCGAAAAGCUUCGUACCUACGAAUAUCACGGCGCGGACAAUUCCCUCGUGUACAAACACGUGCUGAUGCCCAUGAACAAUUUCCUUAUCAAUCUGCUGCCGCUGUGGCUGGCUCCAAACCUUAUCACUCUCAUUGGGUUGAUAAUUGUUGGCGUCACACACAUGUUGUUUGCGUCUCUGUGUCCUAUGCUGGAAGGUGACGCCCCGUGGUGGGCCAUGGUGGCGGCUGCUGCUGCACUUUUCGCGUACCAGACGCUGGACAAUUUGGAUGGCAAACAGGCGCGACGCACCAAUUCGUCUUCACCGCUGGGACUGCUGUUUGAUCACGGAUGCGAUGCAUUGAAUGUGUCGGUGGGUACAAUGACGAUGGCUAGUAUUCUGCAGAUGGGGGCAACGUGGAAGACUUUGGGUUUUGUACUGAGCGGUCACUUUGUCUUUAUUUUUGCAACGUGGGAAGAGUAUUAUUCGGGGACGCUGGAGCUUCCGAUCGUAAACGGACCGACGGAAGGCAUUCUCAUUGGCAUCGCACUGAAGCUGUUCACAUCGUUCGUUGGCGUCGACUUUUGGAACCAGGAGCUGGUUGACGGCGUGCAGAAUAACUCUCUGUUUGUGAUUGUGGCGAUGAUCACCUCGUUCUUUACUCUUUUGGUCAAUAUGAGAAACGCGCUUCAUGCUGUGCGCCUUAACCAAGACUCGGUUCUUGUCGCUUUUACGCGACUUUUGCCGUUUGUCGUUCUCAACACUUUAGCUGGAUUGUGGGCUCUGUACUCUCCUUCGGACAUUUUCUCAACGCACCCGCGUAUGUUUCUAUGGAUGCUGGGACUGUUGAACAGCAAGCUGGUGUUGCACUUGAUGCUGGCUCACUUGUGCGGAGAAGAGUAUCAUCCCUACCGCAAGACGCUAGUACCACUCUUCUAUGUUGCUGCACACUGCGCGUUUUGUAUGUUAGAAGGCAUCUACGAUGCUAUCAACGAAGAACUCAUCAUGCGUGAAUUUUUCUUCCUCUCCCUUGCUGCUUACGUGCACGUCGCCAUCAGCGUGGUGUGGGAGGUUAAGAACGUACUGGGCGUUUCGGUUUUUACGAUCCCAGACAACCCGAAGUUCAAGCUCAGUAGCCAGCCAGCAUCCAAAUCAUCGUAA
This is a messenger RNA of Peronospora belbahrii, 1266 nucleotides long. The record is from the annotation of a GenBank genome assembly. Lineage: Eukaryota; Oomycota; Peronosporomycetes; Peronosporales; Peronosporaceae.